This is a messenger RNA of Papaver somniferum (opium poppy), 1378 nucleotides long. RefSeq names its product peroxidase 57-like. The record is from RefSeq and is a predicted model, not a curated record. Gene Ontology annotation, cellular component: plant-type cell wall; plasmodesma. Gene Ontology annotation, molecular function: peroxidase activity; heme binding. Bases 111 to 1121 code for a protein of 336 amino acids. The transcript has a single exon. NCBI's taxonomy places the organism in Eukaryota, Viridiplantae, Streptophyta, Magnoliopsida, Ranunculales, Papaveraceae. Gene Ontology annotation, biological process: hydrogen peroxide catabolic process; response to oxidative stress.
CAAGGCGGCAACAUACUGCAAACCACAUGGCUGUCAUUUCUCUAUAAAAUUAUAAAUAGUAGCUGCUUCGACAAAUAUUGCAAGAACUUGAUCCUUGCGCAUUUUCACUAAUGGCAACAAUUUGCAUCUCCUCAUCUCUGAUACUAACCAUAAUUCUAUCAGUUUUCGCCAUCAUAAUUCCAGUAACAUUCUCACUUCAAGUAAGAUUUUACCAAGAAUCUUGUCCUCGAGCAGAAUCAGUAACCAAAAGAAUAGUGAAGAAGAAUUUUCUGAAAGAUCCAUCCAUCCCUGGUGGAUUAAUACGCUUACAUUUUCAUGAUUGCUUCACGAGAGGAUGUGAUGGGUCAGUUCUUAUUGACAGCGACAGCAGAAACGUAGCAGAAAAAGAUGCUCCGCCAAAUUUAUCUCUAAGAGGAUUCGAGGUCAUUGAUGAAAUCAAACAAGAAUUAGAGAAACAAUGUCCGGGGCUUGUUUCUUGCGCAGAUAUAUUAGCACUGGCAACUCGAGACAGUGUUGCAUUAUCCGGAGGAAUUAAGUACAAGUUACCAACCGGACGAAGAGAUGGAAUCAUUUCAAGAAUGGUUGAUGUUCGAUUACCAGGACCAUCUUUCUCCGUUCAAGCAACAUUAAUGGCUUUGCGGAAUGUUGGCCUUGAUUUGGAUGAUCUCACUACUUUGCUAGGUGCACAUUCUAUUGGAUUCUGUCACUGCGUCUUCUUUAUAAACCGGUUGUAUGACUUCCAAGGGAAGGAGGGUGAAGCCGAUCCAGAUUUAGACCCUCAACUACUAAUCCAGCUGAGAGAGAAAUGUCCAAGACCACAGGGAAAUCAAGUCUUUAACUUAAGCCAAGACAAUACUGUGUUCAUGAAUCCUUCGAGUAACACGAAUUUUGUGUUGGAUAACUCAUUUUAUACUAGUGUUAUACAGCGAAAAUCGUUACUGCAAUUGGAUCAAGGUUUAGCUUUCACUGGCCUUUCAUCCAAACUAGCAGAAAAGUAUGCGAAUGAUUCACAACUAUUUAGAAAUAAGUUUGCCAAGGCUAUGAUCAAAUUGGGUAAUAUCGUUACUGCAGAGGAAGGAGAAGUUAGAUUGGAUUGCAGAAAAGUUAAUAAAAGAGUUUAAUGCGUUUUCAUGUUCUUUUGUAAAAGAGUUUCUGUUCAUUAGUUCGUCUAAAUUCUUGUUGAGUAUCGAAAAAUACGUUCUCUUUUUCUCCCUGUAUGUGGGUGGAACAUUAUCUGCAUGGUCCAUGGUAGUACAUCCAGCUUUUGAUGAAAAAGAAGAGAACAAAUUCCCUCCUAAGACUACAAAACCCAAAUAGUUGUUAAAACUAGGUCUCUGGUAGAAAGUGUAACAUAGUUAUAUUCUCAUCUAAAAUUAAA